GAGAACGGACCCGCCAUUCGCUCCCCUAAACCUCUCCCCCCCAUCCAUUUCCCAUUUUGCCCCUCCUCCGCCUCCGGUCUCGUCGGCGAUAUUCCGAUCACUCUACCGCUCCUACUCCGCAUUUUUCGUCUGUUUUUCGGGCAUUGGACCGCCGAUUUCAGUGAAUUCUUGUGGUUGAAGGUGUUUUUCUUGCUGGUCGAGACUCUACGUCGUCACCUCCAGAACCUUGGGUUUCAUCGCUAUGAAUUCAACGUGUUUUCGUUGAAUUCGAGACUUGGCUUAGUUUUUAUUUGCACUUCUUGAGCUGAAAACCCUUAUUCAACGUAAUUGCUACGAAAGCGAACGCUGACUUCAUACUGAUAUUCAAAACUGCAAUUCUUUAUCUCAUAAAGUGUAGUCUCACUCUCUUGAUUGUUCUCUUUACUGCUUUCUCCCUCGAAUUCGAAGAAUUCGCAAUUGUUUCGUCGGAUUCGAUGGCGGAUUCCGACAACGACUCCGGCGGUCAUAACAACAACGCGGGCAGCGAGCUUUCACCGCGAGAGCAGGACAGGUUCUUGCCGAUUGCAAACGUGAGCCGGAUUAUGAAGAAGGCCCUUCCGGCGAAUGCGAAGAUCUCCAAGGACGCGAAGGAGACAGUGCAGGAGUGCGUGUCGGAGUUCAUCAGCUUCAUCACCGGAGAAGCGUCCGACAAGUGCCAGAGAGAGAAGCGGAAGACGAUCAACGGCGACGACCUGCUCUGGGCGAUGACGACUCUAGGGUUCGAGGACUACGUGGAUCCGCUGAAGAUUUACCUUCACAGGUUUCGCGAGAUGGAAGGCGAGAAGACCUCCAUGGGACGCCAAGGGGAGAAGGAUGGUCCCAGCGCUGCUGGGGCCAAUGGCAGCGUCGUGAAUCCAGCGAACACCGGUAGUGGUGGUUUCGGGGAGACUGGGAUGUAUGGUGCUAUACCAUCAACGAUGAUGAUGAUGGGCCAUCAUCAGCAUCAGGGGCACGUGUACGGGUCCAGUGCAUACCAUCCGAUGGCAGCGGCCGGUGCCAAUUUCGGGUCGGGUAAGACCAAUUCGGGUCAUCCCGGGCCCGGACCCUCUGCGGGCAGACCGAGAUAGCUAUAAUUGUGGAUGAUGAGACGGAAGGUGGACGAAGAUUGUGACGGUAAAAAAUUUAAAAAAGACAUACUUUUUGAGUUUGAUUUUUCAUACUGUUAAUGAGCACCCUCAUAGUUUGUAUAAGCUGGUCAUUCUCACAGAGUCACAGUCAUGCAUUCAUCUGGGCUACGCUCAUCUUGCAUUAUAAAAAAUAGGCGUGCUCAAGUUAGUUUUUCUUUUAUAGGUUUUUUUAAUUUUUCUAUUUUUGGGGUGGUUGUUGCUUAAUCCAGGAUUGUAGAGCUUUUAUAUAUAGACUAUGAUUAGAUUUGGGGUAGGUGAUAGUUUUAUGUGUUGUAACUCCAAAAAAGAAGGGAAUUGUGUGUGAAGUGAGAUUGUGACAUGUAUAUCAUAUAUCAUAAUCCCUAAUGAAUGUUUCGCUUCUUCUGAUUUCA
Molecule: messenger RNA, 1537 nt
Organism: Vitis riparia (riverbank grape)
Lineage: Eukaryota; Viridiplantae; Streptophyta; Magnoliopsida; Vitales; Vitaceae
Product: nuclear transcription factor Y subunit B-3-like
Exons: 2
Coding region: 474-1106 (210 amino acids)
Biological process (GO): regulation of transcription by RNA polymerase II
Cellular component (GO): nucleus; CCAAT-binding factor complex
Molecular function (GO): RNA polymerase II cis-regulatory region sequence-specific DNA binding; protein heterodimerization activity; DNA-binding transcription activator activity, RNA polymerase II-specific
Source: RefSeq, a predicted model, not a curated record